AUGGCGAAUCUUAAAUCAGCUGAUAAUCAUGCUAAUCCGGCUAUUCGUCUUUAUAAUGGUUUCUGUCGGGCUAGUAGUGUAAUUUUACUUUCAUUUAUAGAUGCUUUGAAUGCUGUACGCCCUGGUCCUAGUGCCGGCGGUGAUCAUCGUACUAGUCGUAUGAUUAAUGGUGGUUAUUAUCGUGACCGUAAUGGUAUUCUUCGUGAAGAUCCUACUGGUACUCUUGCUGAUGAUUAUUAUCGUUGUGCUUGUAAUAAUCCUCGUUACGAUCUUGAUUAG
This is a messenger RNA of Rotaria sordida, 279 nucleotides long. NCBI's taxonomy places the organism in Eukaryota, Metazoa, Rotifera, Eurotatoria, Philodinida, Philodinidae. The record is from the annotation of a GenBank genome assembly.